Messenger RNA from Letharia lupina, 918 nucleotides. RefSeq lists its product as uncharacterized. The coding region runs from base 1 to 918 and encodes 305 amino acids. The record is from RefSeq and is a predicted model, not a curated record. The transcript is spliced from 2 exons. NCBI's taxonomy places the organism in Eukaryota, Fungi, Ascomycota, Lecanoromycetes, Lecanorales, Parmeliaceae.
AUGAGCAAAGUCCGUGCAUCACCGUCCGCCAACGCCUUACCAUACAAAAAUCCUCAUGCAAAGCCCACAUCGCCUCUCCUGUCCGCCACGCCCCGCCGCAAAGGCAUAUAUAUAGCUAGCAGCAUAGCAGUCUACGCCUUCACAGCAUAUGGCUUCUCCCUCUACACCACCCUUUUGGCAGAACCAGAUCACCCACUUCCGUUCCAAGACACAGACGUUACGGAUCGCUACCACACUACAGCCAAACACUUCGACGCUGAUGUCUCCUCUACAGAGAACAUUUGGGGCAUUACGAAUCUUCGACGUCGUCUUGCUGAACAAGCCAAGGGAGAUGUGCUGGAGGUAAGCGUGGGCACGGGCAGGAAUGGAGUGUAUUAUGAUCUGGAGAAGAUAAAGAGUUUGGCUUUUGUCGAUCAGAGUGGAGCCAUGGUGGAGAUUGCGAGGAAGAAAUGGAAUUCUCUCCAUCCCGGAUAUGAGCGUUGUUCAUUCCAUACUCAAUCAGCCAUGGACCCGCUGUCUGCUUCCGCAAUGCCGAAGGCAGGUUUUUCGACGAUUGUGCAGACUAUGGGCAGUUGCUCUACACCUACACCUGCUGCUACGCUGGCGCAUUUGGGGAAUUUGGCCGAUCCGAACGAUGGGAAGCUUCUGCUGUUGGAGCAUGGAAGGAGUUAUUAUGAUUGGAUAAACUGGAUACUAGACAAGGCUGCCGCUAGGCAUGCAGAUAAGCAUGGGUGCUGGUUCAACAGAGAUGUGGGAAGGAUACUGGAGGAGAGCGGACUGGUGAUCGAAAAGGUGGAGAGGAGUCAUUUUGGGACACUUUGGUUUGUGGAAGCGAGGCCAGGUGUAAGAGGUGGAGGAAAGUUGGUGGCAAGGAAAGAAGAGACAAUGGAGGAAAGGGAGGAAAAAGGAGGACAAUAG